AUGGAUAACGUCACCAGUAGUAGUGCCAUGGAGAAUUCCAGGGCUAGGUCGGAAACCCCGUCCACGAGUUCCCCCCAGAAUGCCUACCGCAUAUUGACGAUACCUAAUUUGAAGGAGCUGCAAGAAAAAGACAACAAGAGCCGGUUGAGCUUAAGGCAGAGUCUGUGGAAGUACUACAACAAUGACCUAUAUACCGACUUUGAGAAACAGGUUUUGCGGUUAAAGCCCAGCGAUUGCUCAAUUAUACAGAAGUACUCGCAGAUCGAGACGUUCCCGCUUGAGGGUAAUGACCAUAUGACUGAGAUCACCCUGGCCACCAUAUAUAGCGACCAUCCACUUCGUGAGUUCCACAAAAGGUCGAUGAAAGAGCUGGAAAGCACAGACUUACCUGGUUUGAAGAAGGCGCAGGCGCAGCUUGCAAAGAUUGAUACGUUGCCGUUGCUCGUGUUUAUCCAUGGAUUGGGAGGACAAUUAUCCCAGUUCGAACCCAUACUCCAGGAGUUCCGGAACUGUGCGGACAUUUUUGGGAUUGAUUUACCUGGGUUUGGAAACUCCAAGAGGCCAAGCCGAAACGAUGAGAUAAAGGGAGUGUAUUUCUCAAGGCUUUCCACCUUCAAAGACGAAGAGCUAGACAAGUUGGAGUCUUCGUUGAACCAGAUGAAGGAUGAAGAUUUUCAGACAGUCAAUCUUGUGGAAAUGAUCAGACAGAUUCUGUUAAAAAAGUUCCCAGACAGGCGCUAUCUUUUUGUGGCUCACUCGAUGGGGACACAUUUGUCUUUGAAAUUGAUCAAUAAGCUUCCUGACGGUAAAGUCGAUUCGCUAAUAAUGAUGUCUCCACCUAGAAUCAACCCCAAUGAAAGUGGAAUGGAUCCGCAGGUUAUGAACCGAAUACCGUGGAAACGCAGACUGUUUCUGAGGUCCUGCAGCUAUUUCCCCCGACUUUUCGAUUACUUUCGAUUCUUUGACCGAUACGGCGGUCUGUAUUCGAAAAGUGUGGAGAGUUACAUAUAUCCUGAGGAGGGAGAUAUUUUGAAGAGGUUAACGCAAUUCAGGUGGAACUUGGACACAGACUCUGUGAUCUUCUUGAAGUAUCUUAUUGGGUUCAGCUGUGUACAACAGUCGGAGUUGAUCUGUGCAGCAAAAAAGCUGAACACGAAAGCCAUGUUUCUCUGUUGUGGAGACUAUGAUAAAGUUACGAAGAUAGGGGAUUCGGAGGAGAUUUUCGAGAUUUUGAGUGGAGUGGAGGGGUUCAAAAUCAAGUUUGAAACCAUACCGAAUUCAAAUCAUUCUCUAUUUUUGGACAAGCCUAAUCUUCUAGCCGGAGUGACGUACAAAUUUGUUGAGGAAUUAGACCUCAAUAUCAGCUGCACCUGGGUGCUACAGGUGAAGGCGAUGAUUUCCGGGGAUAAGUGGGGGUUGAAAAACCAGGCCAAGUGGAACAAGGUGAUCACGCUGUCAAAGCCUAUAGUGAACGGGACCUCGAAGGACAAGCCGAAGAGCUUUUUGCUUGGGAUGAAGACGUUGAGGCAGACGGACGAGGUGCACAACCCGAAGAACUUUGAGAAGAUGCACCCUGAGAUAUAUGCAGUCAUUGACAUCGGGUCGGACACGCCGUCGUACGACCCCGCGGAGUUCGGACGUAUCAAGUACGUGAAAUACAAGACGGAGUCCAAGGUGACGCCGGACGAUGUCACGAUUGUGAGGUUUCUCGAGACGGUGGGCGAGUUGCCACGGGAGCGGGACAACGAGGGGCAGUUUGUCGUUGUGCACUGCCACUACGGGCAGAACCGGACCGGGUUUUUGAUUUGCUGCUACUUGAUUGAGAAGCUUGGGUGGAGUGUGAACGAGGCGAUCGAUGCGUUUGCGGUGAGCAAGCCGCCCGGGAUCAAGCACGUGCAUUUCAAGAACGCGCUGCACUUGCGGUACCACGAGUAG
Molecule: messenger RNA, 1935 nt
Organism: Pichia membranifaciens NRRL Y-2026
Lineage: Eukaryota; Fungi; Ascomycota; Pichiomycetes; Pichiales; Pichiaceae
Exons: 1
Coding region: 1-1935 (644 amino acids)
Biological process (GO): 7-methylguanosine mRNA capping; dephosphorylation
Molecular function (GO): mRNA guanylyltransferase activity; protein tyrosine/serine/threonine phosphatase activity
Source: RefSeq, a predicted model, not a curated record